Molecule: messenger RNA, 1877 nt
Organism: Halichondria panicea
Lineage: Eukaryota; Metazoa; Porifera; Demospongiae; Suberitida; Halichondriidae
Product: tubulin monoglutamylase TTLL4-like
Exons: 3
Coding region: 169-1854 (561 amino acids)
Biological process (GO): microtubule cytoskeleton organization; protein polyglutamylation
Cellular component (GO): cilium
Molecular function (GO): tubulin-glutamic acid ligase activity; tubulin binding
Source: RefSeq, a predicted model, not a curated record
UUUUUGUUUGUGUGAUCUUUACCAUGUAGAUGACCAUUUGGGGGUGGAUUUUAUAUAGGUACAUGGAAUACAAUGGCAGAUCGAGCUAGCUAGCCACUGUGGAUCGAUCGAUUCAAGAGAAUAAUCACUAUGUCUGCAUCUUGACAGAUCUCUGAUCUUUGUGCAAACAUGUCUCCCCACUGGCUGUGGAGGGCUGCGUUCAUCCUCUCUGCUCUCUCACUAACUGUCUCAAUUAUCAAGGUCCUCCCAGGUCUAAUUGAAAAGGGACUCUCCGACAAGACGUGUAAUCUCCACACACAGCACAAAACAGUUCAUUUUGGACAAAAGAAGUCAGUUUCCAUGCAUCCUCAGUUUCACAAUGAGUUGAGUGAGCAGCAAUCGUUGAUGAGGACAAGACUUACCGAUAUCGAAUCUACUGUCCUCUUUCAUCGUGCAAUUUCAGGAGGCAUAGUUAUUACUAAAGACAUCUCAUUUGGACGUUAUUAUGCACAAAGAGAUCUACAAGGCUGGACUCUUGCCUACAACAAUUUCAGCUUUGAAGUAAUCGAGCAAUCUUUUCGAACUUCUGUCAAGCUUUCGGAUUUCUCUGUCUUUGUUUGCCUUGGAAUUCAAUCACAAGAUAAGCACUGCAUUAAACCAAGCUCAUUCCGUCUUUUAUCACAAGCUCAGAAAUAUAACCAAAUCCAUGGAUUGAGGGAUAUUCUGUGGAAGAAAGACGCGUUUUGUUACACUCUUAGAGAAGCUCUCAGUUCUUAUCGGGGAAGAAAGAAUUUCACUUUUCCUUGCUGGGUUUUGCCUAUGGAUCAAGAUAAACUGCAGACAGUGAUGGAGCAGAAACAAAGUAACUGGAUUGUGAAACCAAGUGGGCAGGGGGAGGGCCAUGGAAUAUUUGUGGUUAAUUCAUUUGAUGAAAUUGCCAAACACAAGAGCUUCAACAAUUUUGUUGUUCAACCGCUACUAAAGGAUCCUUUUCUAGUGAAUGGGAAGAAGUUUGAUUUUAGAACGUACGUUCUCGUCACAUCCAUAACUCCAUUGAGAGCGUACAUUUACAAAGAGGGGCUGGUUCGGCUCGCGUCAAGUAAAUAUGACAGAAAUGCAACAAAAGGUGGGAAGGAACAGCAAUUUCUCACCAAUACUUCAAUCGGAAAGAAGUACACACAUUUGGCAAACUUAACUUGGACUUUUGAGAAGCUGAAAAAUUACUUUGAUCAUAUAGGAGUCGACAGCGAUAGGGUGUUUGAAAAUCUAAAUGAAGCCAUAGUGAGAACGUUACUGACUUCAGAGUACAGAUUCAGCAAGCACUUUGCGGCUAAUCUCGGAGGGUAUGAUUGUCACAACUGCUUCCAGUUGCUCGGAGUGGACGUGAUCAUCGACUCUAACCUUCAACCAAUUGUGAUUGAGGUAAAUGGCCUUCCUUCGAUGCAGCUGUCACAUGAGUUAGGAGCACCUCCAGAUCCUAAUAAUCCAUACACUGCUACCAAGUAUGGACUGAUGCACGAUAUGCUACAAAUUCUCUUCCAGCCAAAUUCUGCAGUUGAUGAAUUAAUCGCAGAUUUGCAGUUUUUAAAAGUCGGAUUAAGUCCUGGCCCUCUCUGCAAUCUUUACCAUCACACUGCUUGUAUUGACUACAAAGAGGUGCAAAAGCUGAUUGACUCAAAGCGAGAGUUUGUCAAUAAGGGUGGUUUUGAACGGAUUUAUCCCUCCACUGAUGGGCAGAAAUACUCCAAGUUGAUUCACCACAUGCAUGAUCUGAUAUUGAGAAAAUUCGGGACUCUACAGCUUCCUAGAACACUUUGGAAAGUACAUCACUUAUAUACAGCUAUAGAGAGAUUGAAUUAUGCUCACUUUUUAUGACUUUGGUAAUUUUCAUGACACUG